AUGAAUAGAUUAUCAACAUUUUUAAAAAAUAAUUCAUUAAAAAAUUUAAAUAAAAGAAACUUUAUAACAAGUACAAUAAAUAACAAUACAAGUAUUAUUAAUAGUUUAAAUAAUAAUAGUUUAUUUAAAAAUACAAAUACAAAUGCCACAUCAAAAUCAAUCUUACAUUUAAAUAAUAAAAAUUUUUCACAACAAGUUAGAAACUAUCAAAUAGGCGGUGGUGGUGGUAAUAAUGGUGGUAAUCCAAACCAACCUCCUCAAGAACCAUGGGUAAACCCAGAUAAUGUACCAGCUGGUGAAGCAUUAAAAAAAUAUACAAAGGAUUUAACAGAGAUUGCUAAAUCUGGUAAAUUAGAUCCAGUUAUUGGUAGAGAUGAAGAGAUUCGUAGAACCAUUCAAGUACUUUCAAGAAGAACUAAAAACAAUCCAGUAUUAAUUGGUGAACCAGGUGUUGGUAAAACUGCAAUUGUUGAAGGUUUAGCACAAAGAAUUGUAAAUGGUGAUGUACCAGAUAGUAUCAAAAAUAAACGUGUAUUAGCAUUAGAUUUAGCAUCAAUUGUUGCUGGUGCCAAAUUUAGAGGUGACUUUGAAGAGCGUAUGAAAUCAAUUCUCAAAGAUGUUGCUCAUUUCAAAGGCGAAGUUAUUUUAUUCAUUGAUGAACUCCAUACAUUGGUUGGUGCUGGUGCUGUUGAAGGUGGUAUGGAUGCUUCGAAUAUGUUGAAACCACAAUUGGCUCGUGGUGAUUUACAUUGUGUCGGUGCAACCACUACAAGCGAAUACAGAAAAUAUAUUGAAAAGGAUCCAGCUUUAGCAAGAAGAUUCCAAAGUGUUAUGGUUCAAGAACCAUCAACUGAAGACUCAAUUGCAAUCAUGCGUGGUCUUAAAGAGCGUUAUGAAGUACAUCAUGGUGUUCGUAUUACUGAUGGUGCAUUGGUUAGUGCUUGUGUAAACUCACAACGUUAUAUUACCGAUCGUUUCCUUCCAGAUAAAGCCAUUGAUCUUAUCGAUGAAGCUGCUUCACGUUUACGUCUUCAACAAGAAAGUCGUCCAGAGAAUAUUGAAAAUCUCAAUAGACAAAUCAUCGUUACAAAAAUUGAAAUCGAAGCAUUAAAGAAAGAAAAAGAUCAAGUAUCAAAAGAAAGAAGAGAGAAAUUAGAAAAAGAUUUAGCUGAAAAAGAAAAAGAAAAUAGUCGUUUAACUGAAAUUUGGAGAAAAGAAAAGGAACAAUUGGAAGUUAGAAAGACUGCAGUCGAAAAACUCGAUAGAGCUAAAAUCGAAUUACAACAAGCCCAAAGAAAAGGUGAUCUCGCAAGAGCUGGUGAAUUACGUUAUAGUAUUAUCCCAAAUUUAGAAAAACAAAUUCCAAAAGAAGGUGAAGAACUCAACCAUCUUUCAAUGAUUAGCGAGGCUGUUACCGCUAAAGAUGUUGCUUUGGUAAUUUCAAAAGCAACUGGUAUCCCAGUACACAGUUUGAUGAUGGGUGAAAAAGAAAAACUCUUAAAGAUGGAAGAAGAAUUAUCCUCAUCAGUUGUAGGUCAACCAGAAGCCGUCACUGCAGUUUCAAAUGCUGUAAGAAUCAGUCGUGCUGGUCUUCAUAGCCACAAUCGUCCAUUGGGUUCCUUCCUCUUUUUAGGUCCAACUGGUGUAGGUAAAACUCAAUUAUGUAGAACAUUAGCAGAGUUUAUGUUUGAUAGUCCAAACGCUCUUAUUCGUAUCGAUAUGUCUGAAUACAUGGAGAAAUUCUCUGUUUCACGUCUUAUUGGUGCUCCUCCAGGUUAUGUUGGUUAUGAAGAAGGUGGUACAUUAACCGAAGCUGUUCGUAGACGUCCAUACUCUUUGGUAUUAUUUGACGAGUUUGAAAAAGCUCAUAGAGAAGUCUCAAAUCUUUUACUUCAAAUUUUAGAUGAUGGUCAUAUCACUGAUAGCCAAGGUAGAAAAGUUGAUUUCAGAAAUACAAUGGUAAUCCUCACUUCAAAUUUAGGUGCUGAAAUUUUAGCAAAUCUCCCAGAUGGCACACCAUCAUCCACUGCAAGAGAAGAAGUAAUGGAUGUUGUUCGUAGUCGUUUCCAACCAGAAUUUUUAAAUCGUAUUGACGAUAUCAUCCUCUUCAAUCGUUUAUCACGUAAAGAUAUGGAUAAAAUCGUUGAUAUUCAAUUAGAAGAACUUAGAAAACUUUUAACUGAAAAACAAAUUGCUUUGGUUGUAAAAGAAGAUGGAUUAAAUUGGUUAGCUGAUAAAGGCUAUGAUCCAAUCUAUGGUGCUCGUCCAUUAAAACGUGUGGUCCAAAAAUUCUUAUUAAAUCCAAUGGCUAAAAUGAUUUUAGAAGGUCAAAUUAAAGAAAAUCAAACCAUAUUUGUUUCAGUUGAUGCCAAUACAAAAGAUUUAUCAAUUAAAUCUCAAUAA
Dictyostelium purpureum is the source of this 2403-nucleotide messenger RNA. Its product is annotated as AAA ATPase domain-containing protein. Gene Ontology annotation, biological process: cellular response to heat. NCBI's taxonomy places the organism in Eukaryota, Evosea, Eumycetozoa, Dictyosteliales, Dictyosteliaceae. The transcript is spliced from 2 exons. Gene Ontology annotation, molecular function: ATP hydrolysis activity; ATP binding. Bases 1 to 2403 code for a protein of 800 amino acids. The record is from RefSeq and is a predicted model, not a curated record. Gene Ontology annotation, cellular component: cytoplasm.